This is a messenger RNA of Aethalodelphis obliquidens (Pacific white-sided dolphin), 3612 nucleotides long. It is a transcript of the gene AGT, whose product is annotated as angiotensinogen. Gene Ontology annotation, molecular function: serine-type endopeptidase inhibitor activity. NCBI's taxonomy places the organism in Eukaryota, Metazoa, Chordata, Mammalia, Artiodactyla, Delphinidae. Bases 110 to 1543 code for a protein of 477 amino acids. The transcript is spliced from 4 exons. The record is from RefSeq and is a predicted model, not a curated record. Gene Ontology annotation, biological process: regulation of systemic arterial blood pressure by renin-angiotensin; regulation of apoptotic process.
UCUCCUGUGCUGACUGGUUGUAGGGAAUACGGCUAGAGGGCAUUCAAUAAUCCUCUUUCACCCUUCACAAAAUAUUUCAGGGUCCGCAGAAGUGAGCACCCCGUCAGAGAUGGUUCCUGCUGGCCUGAGCCUGGGGGCCUCCGUCCUUUGCCUCUUGGCCUGGGCUCGCCUGGCCCCUGCAGACCGGGUGUAUAUACACCCCUUCCACCUCCUUGUUUACAGCAAGAGCAGCUGUGACCAGCUGGAGAAACCCAGGGCGGAGUCGCCCCCAGACCCAACCUUCACACCUGUCCCGAUUCAGGCCAAGUCGUCCGCCGUGGACGAGCAGGCCCUGCGGGAGCAGCUGGUUCGAGCCACCCAGCAGCUGGAGGCCGAAGAGCGGCUGCGGGCCGUGAAGGUGGGGGUGUUGCUCAACUUCAUGGGCUUCCACAUGUACAAGAUGCUGAGCGAGACACGGAGCGCGGCCAGCGGGGCUGUGCUCUCCCCGGUGGCUCUCUUUGGCACCCUGACCUCUUUCUACCUGGGGGCCUUGGACCCCACGGCCAGCAGACUACAGGCGUUCCUGGGCGUCCCGGGGGAGGAUCAGGGCUGCACCUCCCGGCUGGAUGGUCACAAGGUCCUCUCCGCCCUGCAGACCAUCCAGGGCCUCCUGGUGGCCCAGGGCGGGGCCGGCAGCCAGGCCAGGCUGCUCCUGUCCACGGUGGUCGGGCUGUUCACGGCCCCUGGCCUGCGCCUGAAGCAGCCAUUCGUGCAGGGCCUGUCUUUCAUCUCCCCUGUCACCCUCUCCCGCUCGCUAGACUUGUCCACGGACCCAGAUCUCGCUGCUGAGAAGAUCAACAGGUUCAUGCAGGCUGUGACGGGGUGGGAGAUGGACAGGCCCCUGACAGGGGUCAACCCAGACAGCACCCUGCUCUUCAACACUUACGUCCACUUCCAAGGAAAGAUGAAGGGGUUCUCCCUGCUGCCGGGGCUCCAGGAGUUCUGGGUGGACAACACCACCUCCGUGUCGGUCCCUAUGCUCUCGGGCAUCGGCACCUUCCACUACUGGAGCGACACCCAGAACAACCUCUCUGUGACCCGCGUGCCCCUCAGCGCCAAUGCCUGCCUGCUGCUCAUCCGGCCGCACCACGCUCCCGACUUGCGGCAGGUGGAGGCCCUCACCUUCCAGCACAACUUCCUGACCCUGAUGAAGAAUCUCUCUCCCCGGGCCAUCCACCUGACCAUGCCCCAGCUGACACUGAAAGGGUCCUACGACCUGCAGGACCUGCUUGCCCAGACCAAACUGCCCGCCCUGCUGGGCGCUGAGGCAAACCUGGGCAAAAUCAGCGAUGCCAACCUCAGAGUUGGAAAGGUGCUGAACAGCGUUCUCUUUGAGCUAAAAGCAGACGAGGGAGAGCAGCCCACGGAGUCUGCACCACAGCCAGCUGGGCCCGAGGUCUUGGAGGUGACCCUGAACAGCCCAUUCCUGUUGGCCGUCUUGGAGCGAGACUCGGCUGCCCUGCACUUCCUGGGCCGCGUGUCCAACCCGCAGAGCGCUGUGUGAGGCCCGCUGCCGUGUGUCACCGCCGGUGUCACCACCCGUCCCCGUUCUCUUCCACGGCGUCCACCUGGGGCCGAGAGCGGCCGCUCCUCCUGGGAAACGCGCGCUGUGUACAAUGAGCAUCCUUCUCAGGCGGCUGGGGGGAUGCAGGGCCAUGAGCCCGUGUUCGGUACAGGCCACUGCUCCUGAAAGAGCUUGAACACACCAGCUUGUUUUUGAAACCCAAAAUGCUUUCCUUUUUCAUCGAGGACAGAAAUCGGGCUUUAAAAUUAAAACAUCCCUUUCUCAUUGCCCCAGGCUCACCUUUGGCUUAUUGAGUGUGACGAUGACCUGCAAGUGGUCCAUGAUGCGUUCCUUUCUCUGGGUUUCUCAGCUUUUCUUUCCCCUGAUACUUGUGGUUUUUGAAAAACACAUUACGAAAAACAACACAAGCGUCUGAAUGUACGUUAGACUGUAAUCCCAUGGCUGGCUAUCACUGCGGUGUUAAUAAAUGUCUUGCAACAGUAAGCAAAAAUGAAAACCUCUUUCACUCAGCAGCAGCAGCGGGACUAAUGUGUGCAAGGCAGCUGACAGGCUGUACCGACAAAAGGGCCUUUUCGGCCUUGGAGCCGUGUCUGGACGGGGCUUUCGUGGAAGGCACAGGCUGUCCUCGCCUCAUCUGGACAAGUUCCAGGUGCGCAGACCAGCUGCGCGGAGCCCGCUGGGAAGCACCGGGCGGCAGACAGCCAGGCCCUUCCUCCCGGACACGUCCCGGGACUGCUGCUUUCAGAGGCUGGGCUCGGAAGGUGGAGAGAAAACUUCACCCGUGAACGUGGGCACAUCCCUCUCCGUCUGCUGAGUGCCUGCCUGUCCCCCACUUUCUAAGUCUCAGGCAGAGCCCGAGAGGGAGGUGGGCCCUCGCAGGCUGGCCCAUGCUGCUCGCCCCCAACUGUGGAAUGCACGCAGAGCACCUUCAGUCCCUGCCUUCCAUGAACACUGAAAGGACUAAGCUGUCUUGAAGUGUGGCCACUACCCAUAAGGGCCAAGGAGCAGGGGAGGGAGCCGGAGGCUCGAGGGCUGGGAGUGGACGGCGUCUUUGCUCUGCUUGUAGGAGCUGCCCCGCCCACCCCAGACUGGGCCCCUGCAUCCGCUCCAAGGGCCCGGCUCUUCCGGACGGAACUGUGGCAACGGGGUGGGCGUCUGCUCCUCCGACCACCGAGGCCGGCAGGGGACAGCAGCUCAGCUUCUCUCCCCACACGCCCAAGCCCCCCUCUGUAGUCUAAACACCUCUCCCUAGUUUCAAUGUCAGGGGAGACCGCUGUCCUUCCCAGCCGUCUAGUCUGCUGCGUCGGGCACAUGAGAGGCAUCCCAGAGAUGGGCGGCUGGGCAGGAAGCCCAGCUCCAACACUUACGAACUGCUGUGUGCCCCAGAUCCAGUUACUUUGCCUCUCUGGGCCUCCCUGCCUUUAUUUGUAAAAUGGGAAACACCUGAAUGAAUAACUGAAUAACCACCACCAAUACAUCAAUGGCCCUCAGUCCACACAAAGGCCACGACCUCCCUGUCUGGAAGUCCUGCUCCGCAAAAGUACGGCAGGAAGGGGGUGCCUAUCUGUGGGCAGCUGUGGCAGGCUAAAUAAUGGCACCCAAAGACGCCCAGGUCCCAAUCCCUAGAACCUCUGAAUGUGACCUUAGAUGGCAAAGGGGGCUUUGCAGAUGUGAUUAAAGGCCUUCAGGCGAGAAGGUGAUCCUGGAUUAUCUGCGUGGGCCCUGGGUGCAGUCACAGGUCUCCUUUUAAGAGGGAGGAACAGAGAGACUAGAGGAGGAGAAGGGAGAUGCGACACGGGGCCACAGGGCAAGGAGUGAGGACAGCCCCGCGGAGCUGCACAGGAAGGGCAGGGUCCUCCGCUAGCAUCCGGGGGAGCACGGCCCUGGGAGCCUAGGAGAAAGGCAGGCCCGCAGGCCCCGCCCAGACCUCCUGAGUCGGAAUCUGUAUCUUUGCAGGAGGCCCGGGGAUCACCUAGAAUUUAGCACUGCUUUAAGCGAUGCUCAAAACCUCCCCUCCAAGCACAUGCUUCUAGACGGGAACGUGGCCA